Molecule: messenger RNA, 1917 nt
Organism: Myxocyprinus asiaticus (Chinese sucker)
Lineage: Eukaryota; Metazoa; Chordata; Actinopteri; Cypriniformes; Catostomidae
Product: selenoprotein H-like
Exons: 4
Coding region: 1-360 (119 amino acids)
Cellular component (GO): Golgi apparatus
Source: RefSeq, a predicted model, not a curated record
AUGAUAGGUCGUGGUUGGAAGCACAAGGUUGAAGUGGAUGCAGAAGGAGCUGCAGUGGAGAAGAAAGUAAAGCCUGAUGGAGUUGAGAAGAAAGAGGAAGAAACGGGUCAAAGGGUGAUCAUCGAACACUGGCGGAAUGCUGAAAGUGUGCGUGAGGCACUUGCGGCAUCUCACCCUGAACUUUGCGUGGUGCUCAAUCCACAGAAACCUCGGUGGAACAGCUUUGAGGUCACUCUGAUGCAGGGGGACGAAGAGGUUCUUUUGUGGUCUGGCAUUAAGAAGGGUCCUCCUUGCAAACUGAAUUUUCCUGAUCCAGCUGAGGUGGUGACGGCCCUGGAGGAAGCUCUGGAGAGCAAGUAGAGGUUAAGAUGAGACAGGUGAGAGAUGCAUCUGUGGCUGUUAGCUCUCUAAACAUCUUUCUGGAUCUUUCUCUGAUCUAAUUUUCUUCCUUAAGUCAAUCAUCUUCCUGGACACUGGAUGCAUAAUGAUGUAAAUGGACUAAUGGGAAAACCUCCCUGUCUGUUACUGAUGAUCAGCUCUGUUGUCCUGGACCGGAUAGCUGACCACAUCUUGUUUCUUCUCAAACCUAUUGUUCAUGUUCUUUGUUCACAAAAUUAGUUUUAGAUUACUAUGACCUUUCUCUUUAAUUGUGUUGAAGUUUUCUUAAUCUCUUUUUUACUGAUUUGAUUUUAUGCAAAUAAAGUUUCUGUGUUUUAUGCUGUUUAGGGUGUUAUCUUUAAAAUACUUUAAAAUGGGGUCUUGCAUUUAACAUAAAUGGUGAUCAGUGCAUGUUCAUACAUUAAAUACUGGCUACUGAAAUCCAGGAUCUUUUGGGGUUCAUGACUCAUAAUUUUAUACAUAAAUGUCCAGCACUCCAUGAGUAAAUUAAUGCAGUUUGCUUUGGAGUAAAUUAUGGAUGUGUGCCAUUCACAAUUGCCUCUGACCUAGUUUUAAAGAUAUAGUUCACCCAAAAAUGAAAAAUCUCUCAUCAUUUACUCACCCUCAUGCCAUCCCAGAUGUGCAUGACUUUCUUUCUUCUGCAGAACACAAAUAAAGAUUUUUAGAAGAAUAUUUCAGCUCUGUAGGUCCAAAUGCAAAUGAAUGGUGAACAGAACUUUGAAGCUCCAAAAGCUUAUAAAGGCAGCAUAAAAGUUAUCCAUACGACUCCAGUGGCUAAAUCCAUGUCUUCAGAAGUGUUAUGAAGAGUCAAUAUUUAAUCCCUCUUUUUUUUAUUUUUUUUACUGAAAAUCUACAUGUUCACUUUAACAUUCUGGUGUAGAAGUGACUUUCACAUUCAGACACCCACUGGUUGGGGCUGGUCAAAGGUGGAGAUUGAUUGUAAAAAAGGACUUAAAUAUUGAUCUGUUUCUCAAAAGCAUAUAUAUACUGUUUCUGAUGAGAAUCAGCUGUUUUGUCUUAAGGACAGAUUUCCCAAUGAAUGUUUUGUCACCAUGAACAAUGGUAAGGUCUUGUUUCCAAAUGCAUUGUCGCUUGUGCUGGUUGUGGCUAAAAUGUGAAACCCUUAUGGGGUCUCAUUCUUUUGUGGCAAACAUGAGAUUACACUGACUAAUUAUUUUAAGUAACUUUACUGAGAUUAUUGAUGAAUUAAGAUUAGUUAAGUGUGCACUCUUUAUAUAUUUAUUUUUUGAUAGUGGAAGCUAUCGAAGUCAGGUUGGGUUUUUCUAAGUGAGAUACCUGGCUUCACUUGGGUAGUUGACUUUAAAUACUUUUAUUUACGGAAUAUUGUAUCUCACAGUGUGACAUUCAAUACUUCACCUAACAAUUUUUGUAAUUAUUAUGCAUAAAGCUUUUAUGAACUCAUAAGAGGCUACAUGGAAUAUUUGCACUUUUAAAAAUGCAUUUGUUGCCACAGGACCAUUUAAAAUAAUGGAGUGUCUAUUUGCACCCUGGUGUAAA